UUGAGACGUAAACAUACCAGUUUAGACCGAAAGCGAACCGAAAGGACGUUAAGCCUAAACAUAACAUCCUAUAAACACUCCAGAAUAAUUCGAAAAAUCAUGAGCACUCCGGUUGUCAUUUCUGGUCCAAGUGGAACUGGUAAAAGUACUUUAAUAAAGAAGUUAUUCGCCGAAUUCCCUGACAAAUUUGGAUUUUCUAUCAGUCAUAGCACAAGAAAAGCAAGACCACAGGAAGCUGAUGGAGUCGACUACCAUUUUACCACUAUUGAAAACUUCAAGGACUUGAUUUCCAAGGACGAGUUUCUUGAAUGGGCCCAGUUUUCUGGCAAUUAUUACGGAACCUCCAAGAAGGCUGUGGACCAAGUGGCUAAAGAGGGAAAGAUUUGCUUAUUGGACAUCGAUAUGCAAGGAGUUAAGGCUAUCAAGGAAUCCAACUUAAAAGCCAAGUAUUUGUUUGUGGCACCUCCAUCCGUUGAUGUGUUGAAACAAAGAUUAGUGGGAAGAGGUACUGAAACUGAAGAGUCGAUUCAAAAGCGGUUAGAUGCUGCUACUCGUGAGUUAGAGUUCGCCGAGACCGGUAUUCAUGACAAGAUCAUUGUGAAUCACGACUUGGACAAAGCCUACGAAGAAUUCAAGUCGUUUAUUUUGGAGUCCCAGUAAAUGGAAUGUGUGGUUGCGAGCGUAUUUUCCUUCUGAAUUGAACUAAUUAAAAUGGAGUCAAAUUGGGUGCAAAAACCGCGUUUAUGAGAAUGACAGUGAUUUUGUGAAUACAAAGUGUUCACCUGUUAACCAUAUCCUAUUAAUGAUAAAAUCUACAUAGAAAACCUACAAAAUUCCAAUUCCCUUCAGAUAAUUGUAAAUUUUGAAAGACUUUAUUUUAAUCGAAAACCACUUUACCAGCGCAUUUAAACUUAUCAACUUCAUAAAUACGUAUAUUACAUUUCCAUAAUACAAUAAAUACAAUAAAUAAGGACAAAUAGUACCAGACUAUUUGUGUUUGUUUUCGUAACUUAUAAGGAACUUUCUAAUUUGUGCAAGGUUAGCAGACAACUUUUCGAAGAUGGCAAAGUUAAGUUUCUGAGUAUGGAUCUUAAGGAGGAGAAUUUCUCCCAUGUUAAGAAUGUACAAGAUACUUGAAUAGCUAAGAUCUUCUUGGAGGUCCAAGUGGUAUACGGUAGUCAAACCAAAGCCCUUCUGGAGGUGCUGGAGGAGUUCUAGCAUCUCUUUGAACUUGGAUGUCAAAACUAACUUGUAGUUCGAUAAUGGGUAUUUCAAAUAUUUGAGUAGGAGAACCGCACUUAACGAGCAAAGAUGAAAAAUAGAUUGAGCAAGAAUCAAGUUCAUGUCAUUAACCAUUACCUCAUCGGUGAAAUGGACUCCCAAAAGAUUCUCAAAGCUGGUUUCGUCAAGAUCUUCAUCCAUGAAAUCUCGAUCUUUUGCCUUGUUGGGUGAUGUGAUGGACUUUUCACAUUUAGUCAAUAAGAACUUUAAAGAAACUAAUGAAUAGUCCAAUAUUUUAUCAACUUUGGAGAAUUCAUUCAAUUUAACUGAAUUGAGUAAGUUCUCAAAUUGCUUUAUAAGCUCAUUAUGGUUCUUUAACCAACUUUGUUGUUUCAAAAGCUUGAAGUCCAAAAUAGAUGAGAUCUUGAUGAAGUUCGUGAGAACAGAGUAGUCCUGUAUCUGUGGACUACAUGGACUGUCCUUGAGAAACACCGUCAAGUUAUUCAAAAUGUUAACAGUGUUCAAGUUCGAAUUGAAUUGGUUAAUUUCGAAAAUACCAUGAACCAAUGUCACAAACCCAUAGUUCGACAAGUCAUUCAUUAUACUCAAGUUCUUGUUGUUGCUGAAGUUCAAUAAAUUAGAGUUCUUAGAAAUCUUUAACAACAAAUCCUUGAAGUAUAAUACUGGCUGCUUCUCUUCAGAGUCAAUGGCCAAGUUGAGAUGUCCCGUUUCUUUGAAAUGUUGGUAGUUC
Molecule: messenger RNA, 1972 nt
Organism: Yamadazyma tenuis ATCC 10573
Lineage: Eukaryota; Fungi; Ascomycota; Pichiomycetes; Serinales; Debaryomycetaceae
Source: RefSeq, a predicted model, not a curated record